AUGUAUACCAGCUGAUGGCUGACGGGCAGCGAGCGGCGGAGCUUCGACGCGGAGGAAAUAAAGAAGAAAAGAGAAAAACAGACGGUGCCUUCCUGCUUCGUUUCUGUUCUGUUUCAUCUUGAACGAAGCCGUCACGCUGCGGAAUGGCGUCCAGAUGAAGAGCUCGGCCGUUUUCGUCGUGUUUGAGCCGCUUGUGCUGCGCAGGCAGGGCCACAACAAACUGGCCUGCCGCGCUGCGCAGCUUCAUGAGUGAAGUUAGCGCCCUAGCUCUCCUGACAACAAACCUUACCGCGCAUUAAACCGGGCUAGAGGAAAUGCUCGAAACCAUAAGAGCCAACACUGCGCCACAAACCAACUAGUGGGGUCUCCAAACCGCAAACUGCGCACAGUUGGCCGGCGGAGUUUACAAGAGACAGAGAUCCACUCACAGCUGACGGAGCUGCAUAUUAACGUUGGCCUCCAAUGUCACACAGCGGAGUCCUCGCCAAAACAUACACAGAGUGACCCAGUGCGUCUGCAGGAGCACCGUCGGAGAAAACCAUGUGGUUAAAACUGUUCUUUCUGCUUCUUUACUUUUUUGUUCUGUUCGUCCUGGCGCGGUUUUUCGAGGCCGUCGUCUGGUACGAAACCGGCAUCUUUGCCACGCAGCUCGUGGAUCCGGUAACGCUGAGUUUUAAGAAGUUGAAGACGAUUCUCGAGUGUCGCGGUUUAGGCUACUCUGGUCUGGCCGAGAAACGAGAUGUCAGAGAGUUGGUCGAAAACUCGGGAGAGCUGAUGCAAGGGGAGCUCUAUUCCGCUUUAAAAAAUGAGAAAGAGCAAGCAGGAUCUGAUUCCAGCACCACUUUCAGCGGGGAGAUGCACUUUUAUGAGUUAGUGGAAGACACUAAGGAUGGUAUCUGGUUGGUCCAGGUAAUAGCCCAGGACAGAAAUCCACUGCUGAGCACAGCCAACUGGGGCAAGAUGGUACAGAAAGUUUCUCAGUUUGGUAUUCGCACUGGCACUUUCAAUUGCUCCAGCGACUCAAGAUAUUGCCGUAAACGUGGUUGGAUGAAGUCCACCCUCAUCAUGUCAGUGCCCCAGACUUAUGCCUCUAAAGGAAAGGUCAUGCUAAAAGAGUAUAACGGUAGACGCAUUGAGACGGAACACAUCUUCAAAUGGAUGACCGCACAUGUUGCUUCUCGCAUCAAAACCAUCCGUUUCUCACAGCAGUUGAUGGACGAUUGGUAUCAGAGAGAAAAACAGCCCGUCAAGAUGUUUUUAUUUGCCAAACUGAUCCAGCCCCCUGCCUUCUUCUCAGCCCUCAGCAUCAAAUUCACAGGGCGCAUAGAGUUCAUUUUCGUUGACGUGCGCAACUGGGACAAUGCCACCUGUUUGGAGGAGAUCGGAGUGCAGCAGAUGCCCUCUUAUAUUCUCAAAACACCAGAAGGUAUCUACAGAUAUGGCAACAGCACUGGGGAAUACAUUUCCCUGCAUGCCAUGGACACGUUCUUACGGUCUGUCCAGCCAGAGGUCAAUGACCUUUUUGUUUUGAGCUUGGUCAUGGUUAACCUCAUGGCCUGGAUGGACCUUUUCAUAACACAAGGAGCCACUAUUAAGCGCUUUGUGGUUCUAAUCAGCACACUGGGGACCUAUAAUUCCUUACUGAUUAUCUCCUGGCUUCCCAUCCUUGGAUUCCUUCAGCUGCCAUACUUGGACAACUUUUAUGAGUACAGUCUUAAAUUGCUGCGCUAUGCUGAUACCACCACCAUUGCCUCUUGGGUCAGAGCAGAUUGGACCUUCUACUCUUCACACCCGGCUCUGUUCUUGAGCACGUACCUAGCCCAUGGCCUGCUCAUAGACUACUUUGAGAAGAAGAGGAGGUGUGGCAACGAAGACCAAAAUGCAAAUAAUCUGGAGUGGCUGUCCAGUCUGUGGGAUUGGUACACCAGUUACUUGGUACACCCUAUUGCCUCCUUUCAGAACUUUCCAAACGAGUCAGACUGGGACGAUGAUCCAAACUUCCUUUUAGAUAGGUUGGCUUUCCCGGACCUCUGGCUUCGCCCACUUGUUCCCAUCGACUACAUCAAAAACCUGCCCACCUGGAGGUUCAAGUGCACUCAGCCAGAGGGUGCUGUCUUAGGGGACCAAGAUAAUCCACCAAACAAGAUGGUGCACCCAUCAAGAGACGAACCAGGUAGUGACCAGCAAAAACAUCAUUACAGCUCAGAGAAUACUCACACUAAAGAUGGGUGUUUGGCUGAGAUGAAGUCAGAAGAGUCCUGGUCUUCAGGAGAGGAACAGGACACCGAUUGGUCCCAGUGGCCCUGCGGCAUGCUCCACUGCACGGAAUGCGUGGUGUGUUUGGAGAACUUUGAAACCGAAUGCCUUGUCAUGGGCCUGCCGUGCGGCCAUGUUUUUCACCAGCAGUGCAUCGUGGUCUGGCUAGCAGGUGGACGACACUGCUGUCCAGUGUGUCGGUGGCCAUCCUAUAAGAAGAGACCAGCCAGACAACCUUAUGCAGAUUAUCCAUCCGAACCAGAAUAGCAUAUGCCAUCGGCUGCAGAUCUGCUUCCUGCACUUAACUUAUAAAAUACUUGAUGUGUCCAUUGUUAGUCUGUAGACCUGUAGAUCCAUGUUGUUGGCUCCUGUUUUUAUUUUCCGGUGGUUUGAAUCUGCAUACACUUUACAGAAUAUAGGCCUUUGUGGACAUAUUAAGUCUAGGUUUGGACUAAAUGUUACUGCUAACUGAAAACGUUGGACUAGCCUAUUUAGUCCAUGACGAAGGCUAAAUUUGUAUCCAGAAAACCGGCCUAAUAGGAACCUACUUUUUUCCUAAUAUGAUUUAAUUCUGUGCUUGUCUGGAAAAAGAAUUGGAAUCAAAUGCCUUGCACUUAGAGAAUAAAUCUGAAAAGUGAACUUGUAAGUAAAAAGAAGUGUAAGGCACUGCCUGCUGUCAUACAGGCAAACCAAUGCCAUAAAUUAAAAGGCAAGUUUCUUUGUAGCUCUUAUAAAGCCUGUUGGUCAGAUGAAGGCAAAAAUCUGCAUACGUGUUCUGUAUCAGAGUUCCAUAUACAUGUUCAGUGUGUCUUUAAUUUAUAAAUGUGAUCAGUUACAGUGUAAAAUUGAAGUUCUCAACUUAGGCCAGGCGUACACUACGUAUUUUAUCACACUGGAGCUGAGUAGUGGUUUGUGAGUUUGGACCACACCCGAAACUGAGCUGGCGACAGAGAACUUGGAGAAGCUUGGGCAGAAGUUCUGGGGUGGCUUGCUGAGAAUGAGGUCCCCUUCCCAGUCUUGGAAGAGUGGGAGGAGGUGGGCUGCGAAGUUUUCGUCAUGGGAAACUAAAGAGAAAUGGGACAACUUAUAAGGCAUGGAUUGUAGGGGAGGAGUUUCGGGGUGGUCCUUCUUUCAAACUAAAGCUAUUUCAUAACUCUGUUUAAACACAACUGAAAUGGAAGUGCUUUCAAAAUCAGGGUUUGAAAUCACAGGUUAGAGUAAAUUAAAUGACAGAAGUCGUACGACUGAUCAUUGUUCUCAUCCCACUGUACACACUGACCUCAGGUGAUAUUCAAAGGUGCUUGUGGAAAUGGUAGAAAUACAUAUCGCUGCUGUUGGAAGAAAACCUCGUAUUUCCAUUUUUGUUUUUCAGUUUUUGGCAUAAUUGUGAAAUGCCUGUUGCUCUUUACAUUGUGUUUAAAUUUUAUGAAGAAUGGAUAAAAAGAAAUGACCCAAAAUGACUUUGAAAAAAAUCUGGUUCCAUUCACUUACAUUAAAAGUUACGUAGGUUUUUUUCCUUUUCCUGUAAAGUUGUCAUUUUGGAGAUACGAGGUUUUCUUCCGACAGCAGAGAUAUGGAACUGUGGCACCAUUACAUCAAUAAACAUUUCCUAGAAGGAGAGGGUAGAGGAAAGAUGCAUUGUUUGUUUCAGCUUCACUUUAAAAUUCAUAAAUGACUACAUUUUUGGUCUGUAUAGCUACAAAACAGCACCAGACAAUUUAAGCAGCUUAACUUUAGCUUGACCUGCAAGCAGACUACACCAACUCAACCAGUGUUUGGGCAAGGAAAUGUGAUCAUUUGAGACGUUCCCUAAUAUAAAAAUGUGGGUUAUGUAGUGUAUCCCCAGCCUAAGUGUGAAGCUUGACAGGGCAUUAUUAGAGGACAAGUCUUUAAAUUGAUUUAAAUCAUGCAAACAUCUGGGCAUGUGGAUCUGAUAUUUAUGCUAUAUAACACAAGUAACAAUAAAAAUUACUCAAACCUGAAAAACUGUCUUGCACCCCAGGCAACAAUGACUGACUGACAUUGACCUGCUAGAGUUUCUGAUUAAAUUGCUUAUUCAUUCAAGCAUGACACUCUCUUUGUCCCUGACCGGAAUUACUGCAUUAUAAUAACACUAUUAACGACCUUAUCCCACCAAUUUACUCCAGCUGUUUGUGUGAAUUUGAAACAUAAAUCGAAGCUUCAGUCUGUCGUGUUGUUCAAUUCAUUAAAGUUUAAUUUUCACAUGC
Colossoma macropomum (tambaqui) is the source of this 4484-nucleotide messenger RNA. It is a transcript of the gene rnf103, whose product is annotated as ring finger protein 103. Gene Ontology annotation, cellular component: endoplasmic reticulum. Bases 541 to 2523 code for a protein of 660 amino acids. The record is from RefSeq and is a predicted model, not a curated record. Gene Ontology annotation, biological process: protein ubiquitination. Lineage: Eukaryota; Metazoa; Chordata; Actinopteri; Characiformes; Serrasalmidae. Gene Ontology annotation, molecular function: ubiquitin-protein transferase activity. The transcript has 4 exons.